CCUUUGCACGUGCACAGCACGUGCCACCACCCUUACAUAAUUCGCAUUCCUUCUCCAGAAUCCACAAACCGUUACUUGCAUACAUAGUUUUCUUUUCCUAGGUUCCUUUUUAGAAUAAAAUCGCAUCACCGGUAAACCCAAGAUACGAUCGCCAGAAAACGCCACCUAAAUCUCCGGCUCCAGAAAUGUAUAACAAUGUGGGACCUCAGCCUGGGGUGCCAAGACCUCCAGCCAACUCCCAGCCCAAUCCAUUUGGGAAUUCCUUCUACGGAGCUGGUUCAGGACUUAUGAAAGGUGGGCUGGGUGCAUAUGGAGAGAAAAUUUUGGGCUCAAGUUCUGAGUAUGUACAAAGCAAUAUAAGUAGAUACUUCUCUGAUCCACAGUACUAUUUCCAAGUGAAUGACCAGUAUGUGAGGAACAAACUGAAGGUUGUUUUGUUUCCAUUUCUGCACAGGGGACAUUGGAUGAGGAUAACCGAGCCAGUAGGGGGCAGGCUUUCCUAUAAACCCCCAAUCUAUGAUAUAAAUGCACCAGACCUGUACAUUCCAUUCAUGGCAUUUGGUACCUAUGUUGUUCUUGCUGGCUUGUCGUUGGGACUUAAUGGAAAAUUUAGCCCAGAAGCUCUCAAUUGGCUGUUUGUCAAGGGAUUGCUCGGCUGGUUUAUGCAGGUUGCAUUGCUCAAAAUGAUACUCCUUUCAUUGGGUAGUGGGGAGGCGCCCUUGUUAGACAUUGUUGCAUAUGCUGGGUAUACCUUCACAGGCAUGUGUUUUGCUGUCCUUGGAAAGAUCUUAUCUGGAUACUCUUACUACAUUUUGAUGCCAUGUGCCUGCUUAUGCAUGGGAAUUUUCUUGGUGAAGACAAUGAAGAGAGUACUUUUUGCAGAGGUGAGGAGCUUUGAUUCUAGCAGACACCAUUUUCUCUUGCUCCUCAUCGCUUUGGUUCAGUUCCCAUUUUUCGCAUGGCUUGGCAAUGUUAGUGUCAAUUGGUUUCUCUAAACUGCUCUGUUAUGUUGUAGAAACAUGUAUUUGUAGAGUUAUGAAAUAUCAAAAUUUUUUGGUA
Populus nigra (black poplar) is the source of this 1059-nucleotide messenger RNA. RefSeq lists its product as uncharacterized. Gene Ontology annotation, cellular component: Golgi membrane; endoplasmic reticulum membrane; endoplasmic reticulum-Golgi intermediate compartment. The record is from RefSeq and is a predicted model, not a curated record. Bases 186 to 995 code for a protein of 269 amino acids. Gene Ontology annotation, biological process: endoplasmic reticulum to Golgi vesicle-mediated transport. The transcript has 5 exons. Lineage: Eukaryota; Viridiplantae; Streptophyta; Magnoliopsida; Malpighiales; Salicaceae.